Molecule: messenger RNA, 4116 nt
Organism: Beta vulgaris subsp. vulgaris (sugar beet)
Lineage: Eukaryota; Viridiplantae; Streptophyta; Magnoliopsida; Caryophyllales; Amaranthaceae
Exons: 1
Coding region: 1-4116 (1371 amino acids)
Molecular function (GO): RNA-DNA hybrid ribonuclease activity; nucleic acid binding
Source: RefSeq, a predicted model, not a curated record
AUGAGUGUAAUCUCCUGGAAUUGUCGAGGGCUCAAUGACUCAUCUAGCCCGACAAUUCCCUAUCUCAGGUGGCUUCUUUCGACUCAACGUCCAUCUUUUUUGUUCCUCCAAGAAACUAAAACAUGUGUGCAAUAUGUGGCUAAUCUUCUUAGAACUACUUAUCCUUCAAGUUUUUGUGGUGUAGAUGCGGAUAAUACUAGGGGUGGUUUGGUUGUGUUUUGCUGGGGUCCUUUCUCUAUGGAUGUUGUAGCAAGUAGUAGGUAUUAUGUACUGUGUAAAAUAACUACUAUAAAUGGAAAAGUCUGGUAUUAUCUUUUCUUGUAUGGAGCGUCCCAAUUAGAGCGUCGACCGGCCCUAUGGCAUGAACUAUUUCAACUUCUGCGUCCCUUGUCUACUUAUGCCAUCAUUGGAGAUAUAAAUCAGGUUGAUGCUUAUGCUGAUAAACUAGGGGGUACCACUCAUAUCCGAGGCUGGGAGGAUAUAGUAAAUUGGAAACAUGACCUAAACUUGAGGGAUGUGCCCUUUCAUGGCCCUCGGUUCACUUGGACAAAUAAUCAUAGUGAUUCUGGCCUCAUCAUGGAACGUUUAGACCGAGCCUAUGCGUCCCACGAAUGGUUUGAGGAAUUUCCGCUCACAACUGUUCGUAACUUCCCAAUAGUUCAUUCAGAUCAUGCGCCUAUUUUGUUGCACCCUACCCCCGACUUGGCACAGUGUCGACGUCCGUAUCAAAUUGAAAAUUGGUGUUUGCGCCAACCUGAGAUUUUAUUAUUCAUUCAAGAAACUUGGCGCCUUUGUAUUGCUGGUUCCCCUUUAUAUGUCAUUACCCGUAAAUUAUCCCUACUUCGGAAAAAGUUGCAAACUUGGUGUCUGGAUCGUCGGUUAUUUUGGGGUGUAAAUUGGAAGAGUAUCUUUGAUGAGCUGCAAGCGUCAGGGGCCCGAGUGCAAACGCUUCCUCAGGGGAUUGCUUUAGUCUCUAGGCACCGGGAACUUCUACGUCUUGCAUCUUUGGGCAUGCAUUACUGGAAUCAACGUAUUAAGGACAGGCAUCUCCAAUUGGGUGAUUUACCAUCUAAACUAUUAUUUAAUCGCAUUCGUCAACGACAUGCGCAAAAUCGUAUUUUCAUUCUUCGCACUUCGGAUGACCGCUGGGUUGAUGAUCCACACGACAUUGAAGGCUUGCUCCUGGACCAUUUCAAAAGUAUCUUAGCACCAACCCAGGAUGGGUCUGAUAACCAAAGUAAUCCGGGUGACGAAAUUGAUUUGGUUUUGCGUGAUCUGGAUCUCCCCCGUCUGUCCAGCAUUGAUCAACAGGAUCUCCUACAACCUAUAACGGGCGUCGAAGUUCAGGAAGCCAUGUUUGAUAUUGCUAACGACAAAUCGCCGGGGACGGACGGCUUCCCUGCUAAGUUUUUCAAACUGCAGUGGCCUACUGUCGGGUUGUCAGUUAUCCAAGCAGUCCAACAUUUUUUUGCUACUGGGCACCUACUGCAUGAAUGCAAUGCUACGCUGCUAUUCCUAAUCCCCAAAGUUUCGCCGCCGGAAGAGGUCAGCCAGUUUCGGCCAAUUAGCUUGUGCAAUGUUAUUUAUAAGUGUAUUACAAAGUGUAUGGUCCGCCGCAUGAAACACCUUCUUCCCCGGCUUAUAUCGGAAAAUCAAACUGCUUUCGUUCCUGGACGCCAGAUGGAUGAUAAUAUAUUGAUUGCACAUGAACUGACUCAUAUACUUAACAAACAGCGCUCGGGAACGCGCCACUUGGCCGCGCUAAAACUAGAUAUGAGUAAGGCUUAUGACCGAGUAAAUUGGCUGUUCAUCUUGAAAGUUCUUGCAGCGUAUGGCUUUCCAAGCUACUGGAUUCAAUUGGUUCACCAAUGCAUUUCAACGGUCUCCUAUCAAAUUCUUAUAAAUGGUGCUACUACGCCGGCUUUCUCUCCUUCAUGUGGUUUACGGCAAGGUGAUCCCUUGUCGCCUUAUUUAUUCAUCUUCUGCAUGGACAUUCUUUCACGAAUGACAACUCUUGCAACGGAACGCAAGCUCUUCCAGGGUAUUAAGAUUGGUCGUCGAGGACCAGUGAUCUCCCAUCUAUUUUUUGCAGAUGACGCUUUAUUUUUUGUCCGGGCUUCUGAGCCGAGUUGUGCUGCUCUAAAGGACACAGUUAUGCGCUUCUGCAAAAUUUCAGGUCAAAUGCUUAACCUUCGCAAAUCUUUUGUCAAAUUAAGCCCCAACACUUCCACUGACAUGCAGCAGAGAUAUAAGGAUAUUCUACAAAUGGAUGUUCAAACAUCGCUUGGGGUUUAUUUAGGUUCUCCUAUUGAUAUUCAAGGUUCAAGGGUCCAAUAUUUUACUCCGCUUCUGGAUUCAAUUUCGACAAAGAUCUCUGGUUGGAACCACUGUGCGCUUUCUCAACCGACAAAAUUGAUAAUAAUCAAUUCCAUUCUGGUUGCGUCUAUCCUGCACCAUCUUUCGGUGUUUGCCAUUCCGACAACUAUACUCAACAAACUGGAUUCCAUGCUUAUCCGGUUCUUCUGGAGGAAUUCGAAUCAUCAAGGAAUACAUUGGAAGGCCAAGGCUACUCUUCACCAACCUAAAAGUCAGGGUGGUCUGGGGAUCCGCAGGCUUGGGUGCUUUAACAAUGCACUUCUUAUGAAAAAAGUGUGGAGGAUUUUCCACCAACCACAUCUUCUCAUUUCUAAAGUUUUUAGGGGUACGCCUCCGAUGCAGUCAUGGAUCCAUUCUCCUAAAACAAACGUUUCUCUGGGACGCACCAGCCUACUUCGUGCUAGCUCCCAACUACAGCGACUUUGUGCUUGGAAGGUGGGUAACGGUAUUUCGCUUAAGGCGGCCUCCCAUGCAUGGGUUCAUGGGAAGGUUCCAGUAUUCAGAGAUUGCAUUUCUCUUAGGGAGGCUUAUAACACUUCUGUUGCUAGUCUCAUUCUACCUGGUCAUCGAGGGUGGAAUGUAGGGAAAAUCCACCAACUGUUCGUCCCAGGUGAUGCGCGUCAGAUACAAGGUCUUGAACUCCCGUCCAACCCCCAAGUGUUGGAUACACCUUACUGGCCUUUCUCUAUGACCGGGAUUUACUCUACCAAAUCAGGUUACUGUGCUCUGUUACCUCAUCAGCAAAACCAUAUUCAUAGCAUGACACCCCCGCCUUCCUCCGGUUUUUUCCAGAGACUUUGGGGGUUGAGCAUCAUGCCUAAAUGGAAAUUAUUCGUUUGGAAGCUUUGGCAUAACUGCCUCGCAACCUCGUCUAAUCUUUCCUAUCGUGGAUUGACCCUCGCUGACCAGUGUUUGACUUGUCUGCACGACGGUGAGGAUUCCACUCACAUCUUCCGGGAGUGCCCCAUUGCUUGUGAAGCUUGGGAACGGUCGAGCCUCCAUAUGGUCGUGUCUCAUCAGCCUCUUCUUGCGAUUGACUUAUGGCUCGAAUAUUGGCUUGAAAAAUUUAUUAAGGAAGAUGGUCUUCAAAGCCCUCGGGUGCCGCUGUUCAUAGGUAUUCUCUGGGCGAUAUGGAAAACGAGGAAUGACCAGGUCUUCAGGAACCAACGUGCCACUUUAGCCACUCUAGUGGCUCAUCUGCAAGAUAGUGAGGACCAGCACCAUAAGUUUAGCCUUCAAGGCGCUCAGGCUAUUUCGUCUCGGAACCUCCGAGAUGCUAUUCACCCCCCAGGAUUCUCGAGUGUCAAUCUUGGAGGCUCUUAUGCUAGCGGCCCUCCUAUUGUUAUUCAAACGGAUGGCUCAUGGGAUGCAGAGUCGGGACAUGGGGGUGCGGGUUGGGUGCCGGUCAUUCAGCCGACUCAAGGCGACUUCAAGUUUGGUGUUUUCAUGUUUGCUUCUUCUGCGAUCCAUUCUGAAGCAGCAGCCUGCCUCCAUGCCCUUCGGUGGGCGCGCUCUAAUAGCUUAUUCAAUGUUGUUAUUUUCACCGACUCCGCUCGGCUGGUUGAUUUCGCCGAAUUUCGGACCACACCAGACAUCUCCAUUCAACAUACGCUCAAUGAUAUUUGGGAGGCAGCGUCCUCGCUCCACUGGUGUUGUCUAGUCAAGGUAACACGUUCACAAGUUCAACAGGCACAUGAGAUUGCGAACCAAUGCCGGCGGCAGCGUUUAGUUUUUACUUAG